AAAAUGGCAUUAUCGUAGGAGGGUCUGGACUGAUUUUGCAACGCAUCGAAAGUCAGCUGCCUAUACCCAAAAUCUGUUGAUGUUAACAUCAUCUGUUGUCCACGAGGUCUGAUAGCUGCCUGCAUUGCCUUAGCUUUCGUGACUCUGGAAACACUUUAAUCUAUGGCCGCUGGAUCGUCGCACUGAGAAGGCCGCAAAGGAACUCCAGCUGGAACAGCAUCAUCGGUGCUUGAUUGUUGAUAACAGAUCGUCCCAAUUCUCAAGCAUCCCUUCAACGCAACUUCGGAAGCGUAGAAGAUAUUACUGGUGAAAAGACCCGCUCAGAAGAGUCAGGGUGGCGUGCCUAUGUAGAGUUUGUUCUGGUGCCUCACCUCUAGCACCCUGAGGCACAUAUCAAAGCAGAAGCAUCGACUCAAGGAUGGGCUGGAGAGCUUGUGAGCGGUGACAUGAGCUCGCCAAACAUUCGCCAGAAGUCCCCAGUGCCCAGGCCAUCUCCCGAGGGAGUGCAGCUGGCCAGGCAUUCACCCAACAAAGCAGUCUCAGCAGCUGUGCCGCUUGCUGCUCGGCUGGUGGAUGGCACACCCACAGUGUCGUUCAGGCGCUUCAACUGCACGGUGUUUGGAGUGCUGGGCAUCAUCUUCUUCAUCUACUUUACAGUUGUCCUCUGCGUGAUCCUGCCCUGGCUGAGCUAUUCAGUGCCCGGCGUGCUCAACUUGGGCUUCCUCUCCGUAGACACUGGCAUUGCGCUCUACUGCUUCCUGCUCUGCGUUGUGGUCGACCCCGGCAGGGUGCCACCGGACUAUGCGCCGGACCCGGAGGCAAAUGUGGUACUGCAGGUCAAGCGGAAGAGCGGCGAGGCGCGGUUCUGCCAGAAGUGCGGCCGCCACAAACCGCCGCGCGCGCACCACUGCCGCGUGUGCCGCCGCUGCGUCCUGCGCAUGGACCAUCACUGCCCCUGGAUCAACAACUGCGUCGGCCACGCCAACUACAAGGCCUUCAUGCUCUUCCUUAUCUGUGCGCUGUCCCUUCUCUUAUCUCCCAUGCCUUGUUGCAUUCCUUCACAUGUUGCGGCUAUUCCUCAGGUUGAGCCAGGCACGUCUUCUGCAUCCGGGCCUCGGUGA
This is a messenger RNA of Coccomyxa subellipsoidea C-169, 1121 nucleotides long. RefSeq names its product zf-DHHC-domain-containing protein. The transcript is spliced from 5 exons. The record is from RefSeq and is a predicted model, not a curated record. Bases 447 to 1121 code for a protein of 224 amino acids. NCBI's taxonomy places the organism in Eukaryota, Viridiplantae, Chlorophyta, Trebouxiophyceae, Coccomyxaceae. Gene Ontology annotation, molecular function: palmitoyltransferase activity.